Messenger RNA from Pseudogymnoascus verrucosus, 1674 nucleotides. RefSeq lists its product as uncharacterized. The record is from RefSeq and is a predicted model, not a curated record. The coding region runs from base 1 to 1674 and encodes 557 amino acids. Lineage: Eukaryota; Fungi; Ascomycota; Leotiomycetes; Thelebolales; Thelebolaceae. The transcript has 3 exons.
AUGAUGCUUCCCAGAAUACUCCUGAUGCUCUCCCUCCUGGUUCUUGGGGUGUUUGGGCUGAGGGUUCCUAGAUCGCCUGAUAAGAAAGUGAAAGAUAUCUUUCCUGAUCUUUUGGAUGCUGGCACCGACGAACUCAUGAAAGGGUUGAAGCAGAAGCAUUUCACCAGUGUUGAUCUUGUCAAGGCUUACCUUAGACGCAUCCAGGAAGUCCAAUCGCAACUUCAUGUCGUCACGGAGAUAAACCCAGAUGCCAUUUCUAUUGCACAGACUCUCGAUGCUGAAAGGGCCCAUGGAAAACUCCGAAGCGCCCUUCAUGGUCUCCCAAUGCUGGUCAAGGACAACAUCGCCACCAAUGACAAAAUGAACAACUCAGCAGGUUCCUUUGCCCUCCUUGGUGCAAAGGUUCCGCGGGAUUCAACCGUGGUUGCUAAACUCAAAGCCGCUGGUGUCAUCAUCAUCGGCAAAUCCAGCAUGUCUGAGUGGGCCAACUUCCGGUCUGGUUUUGAUAAUUCCUGCAACGGCUGGAGUGCCCAUGGCGGACAGGUGCUUGGUGCAUAUGCUGCGGACCAAGACCCGAGCGGGAGCUCGAGCGGAAGCGCCGUCGGUGCAUCCCUUGGACUGGCCUUUGCGGCGCUCGGGACUGAAACAAGCGCCAGCAUCAUCUUCCCCGGCAGUGUCAACAACGCCGUUGGAAUCAAGCCGACGGUGGGCCUUACGUCUCGCGCUCUUGUCAUCCCUGUCAGCGAGCGUCAGGACACCGUUGGGCCCCUCGCCCGCACUGUCACCGACGCAGCCCACGUUCUCAACAUCAUCGCAGGUAAGGAUCCCAGUGACUCGUACACCAACGCGCAGCCCUUCUCCCAACCGCCCGACUACACCAAAUACCUCAAAAAAAACUUCCUGGAGGGAAAACGCAUCGGCAUCCCGCGCAAUGCAUUUCUGCCCAUUGGUGAUUCCAACAUCGACGCGCCCAUCUUGGCUACCUUCGAGGCCGCUAUCAAGGAGCUCAAGGUCGCUGGCGCAAUAAUCAUCGACAACGCCAACUUCUCGCAAUGGGAAGAGUACUACAAUUCCUCUGUCACCUUCUAUGGUGCUGUUAACCUGGUCGUCGCCAUCGACUUCAUCACCAACCUCCCCCAGUACUUCGCCAAACUGACCACGAACCCAAACGACAUCACCUCCCUCAGCGCGCUGCGCGACUUCACGCAACACAACCCGCACGAGAACUACCCCACCCGCGACACUGCGGUCUUCGAUGCGGCGCUAACCGUAACCGGAGAUAAUACAGCGCCAGGCUUCCAGGCGUUCGCGGACCAGACGCACGCGUGGGGGACCUACGGCGGGGUGACGGGGGCGCUGGACACGUACAGGCUGGACGCUCUGGUGAUGCCAAGUAUGUAUGCUCCAGGGGUGCCGGCGCUGGCUGGCCUGCCGAUAGUGACGGUCCCGAUGGGAAAGUAUCCCGCAGGAACGCAGGUGCAGCGGCUAGGGCCGUGUGGGUUGGUAGCGGUGGCUCCGAAUGUGCCGAUUGGGUUGUCUUUUUUGGGAGCGGCGUGGAGCGAGGAGGAGCUUAUCGGGUGUGCUUUUGCAUAUGAACAGCGCACGUUGGUGAGGGACAAGGUGAGGCCGAUUGUCAUGCCCACGUCGCAGUUGGAGGAUGUGGUGGGCCACUAG